AUGGCGGUUUCAAUAUCUCGAGUCUUAUUUGAACAUCAUUAUCCAACGGCGCAAGGCAUCGGUGAAAGCGAGCCCCGAGUUUCGUGGAGGUUUGCCGGCAACUCCCCUUCCUGGGAGCAGAAGGCAUACGAUCUUGAGAUUACUCGGGAUUCAGAUGGAGUUCCCCGACUGUACAAUGUCAAUUCGUCGGACUCGGUAUACGUGCCAUGGCCAGAUGAGCCUCUUGGCACCGCCGAGCUUGCAUCAGUUCGGGUUCGUGCCUAUGGCGGGAGUGAUGAUUCUUCCUCUCCCACCGAAUGGUCAGAAGUGGUAACGGUAGAAACUGGUCUCCUCGAUGGGGACUGGGGAGGAGCCGUUUCUAUCGCAGCAGAGUACACUCAACCAAGCGAUGCACCUUUGAGGCCCCUUUACUUCAGGAAAUCCUUCCAACUUGAGUCAGAGGUUAAGUCUGCACGACUUUACAUCACUGCGCAUGGCUUGUACAAAGCCGAGAUCAACGGUGCGGCCGUUGGUGACAUAGUUCUUGCCCCUGGCAUACAGUCAUAUUGGAAUCGACUUGUCUAUGACACUUACGAUGUGACGGAUAAGCUCAAGUCGGGGGAAAAUGUCAUCGGUGCCCUCGUUGGGGAAGGGUGGUACAGUGGCCGGUAUGGGUUCUCAGCAACUCGACACCAUUGGGGUGACCAGCAGGGCUUGCUAUCUCUCUUGGUUAUUCAACUCAAAGAUGGCAGCGAGGUCAAGAUACCCAGUGACACUAGCUGGGAAGCAAUAGAGGGCCCAGUCAUCACUUCGGAAAUUUAUGAUGGAGAAGUUUAUGAUGCACGAUUGGAAAAGGGCAUUGCCGGCUGGUCAUCUCCAGGGUUCGAAACGAAUCAGACAUUCCCUACUUACAAAUUCGAACCAAGGCAUGGGAAGCUUACCCCUCUAGACAGUUCCCCCCUACAUCGCAUCCAGGAGGUGAAGCCUGUCAGUGUUUUCAAGUCUCCAGCAGGAAAGACUCUGGUUGACUUUGGCCAAAAUCUAGUCGGUUGGCUAAGACUCAAGGUCCAGGGCCCGGCUGGCUCUUUGAUCACCAUAAGACAUGCUGAGGUCUUGGAUGAAGGGGAGAUUGGUAUCCGACCACUUCGAACCGCUUUGGCGCGACUCAACAUCACCCUGGGUGAGGAUGAGCUGGAUUUCGAGCCUUCAUUCACCUACUUUGGCUUCCGGUAUAUCCAGGUCGAGGGCUGGCCCGAGGGCUACCCGCUCGACGAAACAAGUGUCAAAGCCAUAGUGAUCCAUAGUGACAUGGAAAGAACCGGGUGGCUGGAAACAUCCCACGAGAUGCUCAAUCAAUUCCACCAGAACACAGUCUGGUCGAUGAAGGGAAAUUUCUUCUCCAUUCCUACUGAUUGCCCCCAGCGCGAUGAACGACUUGGCUGGACGGGAGACGCAACUGUAUUUGCGCCCGCUGCCAAUUUCCUUCAUGACACUGCGGGUUUUUGGAGGGGUUGGCACCGAGAUGUAUGGUCUGAGAUGCAAAAUCUAGGACCUGAAGACCGCGAUAUAGCUGCAUUCUUCAUCCCUUACCUCCCGCCAACCGAGGCACCCACGGCGGCUGCCGUAUGGGGUGACGUCGCUGUGUCGGGCCCCUUUGAGUUGUGGCAAACUACAGGAGAUCCCGUCAUCCUGGAAGAGCAGUUUGCUCAGUCCCAGGCUUGGCUAAGCACUGGCAUUCCCCGAAAUGACCGUGGCUUGUGGGCUCUUGAUUCAUUUGGAUUCGGGGACUGGCUUGACCCAACGGCACCGCCGGAGAGCCCAGGGCAAGCGCUAACUCAUAAUAUUCUCGUGGCUGAUUCUUAUCUCAUAAGAAUGACUGAAAUGGUAGCCAAUAUGAGUCAAGCCCUUGGGAAAGAUGAUCUGGCCCAGCAAUACCGCGAAGAGAGACAGAAGUUGAUCGAGGAGUAUCAGAAGUUCUGGAUGAAUGACGCUGGUGAGCUAGCCAACAGAAGCCAGACUGCAUAUUCCUUGGCUCUCAACUUCGAAAUAUACACGGACGAGGAGAAGAAAUCGGCUGCCAGUCAAACUCUACGAGAUAUUAUCGAGGAGAACAACUACCUUGUUGGAACCGGAUUUGCGGGAACUCCUGCUCUCGGGUUUGCGCUACGCAAGAUUGGGGCUGUAGAAGACAUGUACGCCAUGCUUCUGCAAACUGAAGUUCCGUCGUGGCUCUACCAGGUCAAGAUGGGCGCCACUACCACUUGGGAGCGAUGGGACAGCAUGCUUGCAGAUGGGACAAUCAACCCAGGCGAGAUGACGAGUUUCAAUCACUACGCAUUCGGCGGCGUUGCAAACUGGAUGCACCAGGUCAUUGGCGGUCUUGCCCCUCAAGAACCUGGGUGGAAAAAGAUAUUAGUCGCCCCAGUCCCCGGAGGAGGACUUACCAAAGCCAACUGUACUUAUCUGAGUCCUUAUGGGCUGAUCAACAGCCAGUGGCGGAUUGAAGAUGGCUUCCAUUUGAACGUUGAAGUCCCCCCUAAUUCAAAGGCACACGUUGUCCUCCCGAAUGGGGACGAAUUCGACGUGCUCUCUGGAUCUCAUGAGUUUCAUGAUCCUGAUUAUAAAACAACAUGA
Messenger RNA from Clonostachys rhizophaga, 2613 nucleotides. The record is from the annotation of a GenBank genome assembly. Lineage: Eukaryota; Fungi; Ascomycota; Sordariomycetes; Hypocreales; Bionectriaceae.